AUGGAAUUCAUGAGAGGUGACAUCAACGAAUUCAUCGAGACCAUCGCAGGAUACAAGUCGACCAUCUCAGUCGGGCUAGGCACUAUAGCAAUGCAUACUUCGAGGAUCUCCCAUAAUGUUCUCGUAGAAUAUAGCGAGAUGAUCCAUGACACCACCUAUAAUUUGGAACUUCACCUACAGCGCAUUGAAGAGAAGAUGACAAAGCUUACUGCUGAGCGUGACUUUGCAUCGGGAGGGACUAUAGAGUUGAAAGACGAGAAGGAGGUUACAAGGCAAUGUCUUCGCAUCUGUAAAGAAGCCAGAUCGUACCUCGAUAUUGUAUCAACAGGGGCCUCCAGCCUGCUGCAGGAAGUAUCUCAAAAUGGCUCCGAAGAUCGAUUGUACGAUGCACAGAGACGGACGCGCGAAAUUCUGAACGAAACUCGAGACAGCUUGACACGGACUUCUAGCCACCUGGCACGACGCCUCGAGUGUCUGAGCCUAGAUUAUGCUUCCACCAGCGACCAUGAGAGAAGAAACUUAAAGACGGAUAUCGAAAUGUCGAAGCGAUGUCUCGAAGUCUGCGAUAUGGCCAGCGAAAAUUCCCGCCAAAAGGUUUAUAAGGUCGGGGAGGCUAUCGCUGAUGGCGAUAGCGGCCAAGUGCUGGUCACUACUAUGGCGGAUCUGUUUGACGUUGGAAAAGCGGUAUCCAAAGACAACUCAGCACAGCUACUUGGGUUUAUGUCGCCGGAUGAUCUACGACACGUCGUCGACAAGCGGUAUGGCAGUCGUUUUGGAGCUACAGCCGACCACAGCGUCUCGGAAGUGGGCUUCACUAAUGCAAAGUCGGUCGUUGAAGUCUCUGGCACCGAACCUUCUCCCGCUCAGGCUGUCAACGUUGAGCAACGCACAGCGCAUAGUCCAAAACAGACCAAAGCCUCCCCGAACGAGAUUAGGAAACGAAGUCCUCAACGCUGA
Molecule: messenger RNA, 957 nt
Organism: Recurvomyces mirabilis
Lineage: Eukaryota; Fungi; Ascomycota; Dothideomycetes; Mycosphaerellales; Teratosphaeriaceae
Exons: 2
Coding region: 1-957 (318 amino acids)
Source: RefSeq, a predicted model, not a curated record